AUAUACAGUCUUUGAGUCAAUGGACAUGCAGUUCAUACCAUACACUCAAAAAAAAAUGUCCAGUAUUGAGUUAAAGGGUUGAAAAUGUGACAGGAGAGAAUUUAUUUAGAUAAGCAAAAAAGGAGAAAUGAUAUCAGGUGUGCAUGAAAGGGAGGGAUUUAUUAGAAUCGCAUCGCAAGGUUUUCUGAAUGACAAAAGGAAUAUCAUUUUGACGUAAAAUAUCUUGAGCACUAGCCGAUAAAAAUUUUUCUUUGAUAACAAAGCAGCGACCAUCUCUAAAGCAAAGUAUUUGGCAGGGGCCAUGAUAGGUGAUAGCCGUUAAAGCCUGCAAGGUAAGAAACCUGGUCCAGAAUUUCAUUGUGAUCUCAGACAGUGAGACUCUAUUGGAGUGGAAGGCAUAAAUAUAAUUGGCUUUCACAGAGUGUAUUUAAAGAAAUUGAUAUAUUACAUAAAUAUUUUCUAAGUAGGGACUUGGUGGAAGUCAUUAUCUAUUAAUGAAUAAAGCAGGUCAAGAUUUUUUGGUCUUAUCUGUCCAUGACAAGGAAAUACACUGUUGAAACAUAGGGAGGUCUUCUUUUUAAUGUUUUUAACAGUCGGAAUUUUUCAAUGUUUCAUUGUGACAGACAUUUGUCUUCCUUUAAAUUGGCUUGUCAAACAUCAAUCAAGGAAUUCCAUCAGAGAAAGGUAAAAAUGUUCGUUGUAAGCUUAUCUGAUAUAUGUUUACAAUGAAAUGGGAGUUGUAAAAAAGUACGUCAUUAAGAGAGUCUGUACAUAAUUUUGUGUCAGUGGACUUAAGAACACUCCUGCAAAUAUUUUACUUGAAGUUUUUCAUUUGUCAACCUUCAAAAGAAGAACAAACAAUUCUUUUUUUCAAUUGUUUCCCUUUCAUCUGCUGUCAAGCAAUUUCAACAAUUGUACAUUUAAAUUUCUAAGACUGUAAUUAUCAUUGUGGAAGAGAUAAAAUAUCCUCAAGCACUCUCCACCUUAAGAAGAUUUUCAGCCAAUUAUGUCAAGAAUGAGAGCGCCAAGCUGAUAUUGGAAUGUAUUGUAAUCCCCAACACAAUCAAACCUUUUUUUCCUAUUUGCAGUGAAUUUGUGUAGCUGGUCUGAUUCAGGUCAUUUGUUUGUUGUACAAGGAAAAUAUUAGAUCUAAAGCAAACCAGGCAUGGAGACUGGACCACAACAAUAGGUCUGGAUUCUUUCACCAAAAAAAGAUCAAGAUUAAGAUUUUCCAUCAUUUCUCCUUUUCAAGUCAAAAGGAGGUCACAUUCUUCGUUACAAAGUAGUUGGUGACUCUAUGAAAUCAUGCAAGGUGUGGAGAAUAGCACUUGAAUUCUAUAUAACCAGGGAAGCAAGGAAGUGAGAAGGAAAGAUUCAAGGAAAAAAUGUGAUAAAAUGUGUUUAUCCUUUUGCUUUGGAGUGUUUAUAACACUUUCCCUAGUGUUUCAUCUGGGAGAGUUAGCCCUUAAUACACUGUUCCUAGCAGAGAUUUAUCGGGAGAGUUCUGUGACAUGGUUCACGAUCAUUGCUGGACUCCUAGGGUUACCGCUGGUUACCAUUCAGUUUGUGUCCAUCUUACUGAUUCUUCAGAAAAAGAAUGGGGAUAAGACUAAAUCUGGCAAAACUCUGCCAGUUUUAUUACACAUCUUCCAACUUGGAUUUGUGUGGAGACAUCUAAAAAUUCUGUUUGAAUCUGAUAUUAAAACCAAGAAGCAUGCCCUUGCAGACUUAUCACUUCUUUGUUUGUUUUACACCUUUUCAGCCAGUCUUCCGGUUCUGGCCAUACAAGGCUUUAUGAUAAUUACAACAAACAGUUCAUUGAUUGUUCAAUGUGCAGCCGGUAUCAAUUUACUCUCCAUUUCUUGGGGUCUUGCGAGUUUCAGGAGACAAUAUGAUUCCAAUGAAUUUGAGAAUGUGGUCCUUACGUGGCCAGGAACUCUGUUUCGUCUUCUUUGGAGGAUCGGGGAAAUUACUGCGCGGGUUCUUUCCCUGGGAAUUUUUGCCAGCCUGUAUUUCUCCUGGAUAUUCCUAGUGAUAUGUCUCCACUGGAUAACAAUGAUGUGCUGUGUGUGUUCAUCAGUCCUGGGAAAUGUUAAUGUGGUGGGCAUGAACAAGGGACAUAAGCUCAUCAUGAGUGGACUCGUGUCCUACAUUUACAUCUUCUGCCAUGUGAACAUGAGUGUUGAAAAGUCCAAGUUCCAUUACAUUACAUUUUAUACCAUCAUGUUCUUAGAAAACAGCUUAUUGACUGUAAUUUGGUUUUUCACAGCAAAAGACACAAAUAACUUCAAAGUGCAUGUCAUCGUUUUCAUCACUGGACUUGCUUUUGUCAUAUCAGUUAUUUCCAUGUUGGUGUAUUAUCGAUUCUUCCACAUUCCAUCUAUGAAGAUUUCACUUUAUGGAAAAGACAAAAUAUGUGUUCAAGAUGGCUGUAUAAACUGUAAACUCAGUCUAUGUGCAAAGCACAGUCAUCUCCUCCAGAGACCUUUCAGUGCAGGAUGGGUCAGCCAAUACCAAAAAGCUCUCCAUGAUGGCAACUAUUACAAAAAUCUCUUACAAGACUCAUUUAUUGACUCAAUGUCUGAAUGGGAGACAUGUUCCUCAACCACAGCAUCGUCUAAACAUUCCAAGAACACAACCUCAACUGGGCGAAAGAGCAAAAAAGUUCCUAUCCAGUUGUCAGGCACAUACAGCCAUAGACACUUUGUGGAUGCGGAUAUUGUGGAGAACGUGUGUUGUGAUUCUGAUACGGAUGCCUCUACCACAGAAACCCAUCGGAUGUCAUCUAGUGAGGACUCAAUCAUCAGUGAGCUCUCCAUUCAGUUUCCUCCGCAGGGAAUGGGGGUGUCAGACAAGAAGAAGCUAUUGACCGAAAACUGGGACAACCUUAUGCAAGUGGAUAAUCCUGCUUUUGAGAAAAGCAAUUCGGUGCACCCUCUAUUUGCAUUUCGCCCAAUAUCCGCCCAGAGCUUAGAAGAAUGGUACUCCGAUGGCUACAGUACAGACCACACGUCUGACUACCAACUACCAGUUACAGUGUUGGCCAAACACAACCGCAAUUCCAUGUCCAUAGCCAGUUCCGACUGCACGGACUGUACAGUCUGUAAAUAUAUGAAAGCAUUCAAUGCUAGGCGAAGAUAUCCCAAAGCACCAAGUUCCAUAGUUUCAAGGCAUGAGAGAAUAGAAGAGGAAAGUGAAGAGAAGUUGCAUGCUCUGGACAAACUAGAGACCCCCAGGAGUGGGGCCUGGUAUAACUGCAGUGAGUCCGGGGACAGUGCUUUCCCUCAGGAAAACUUCAGCUCCAGCAACCUGGACACAACAUUAUCUGAGGAGGAGGAGGGGGUGUUUGAGACAGGGGCAGAAAUCAUCAUCUAAAAUGUUUUAUGUUUUUGCAGUUUCAUCAAUUUUUUUCCCAUUCAUUACAGUACUUUGAUUGAUGGAGAGACAUUUAAUUUGAAAUGAAAUUUGUUUUAUGAAUCUUGUUCUUAAAGGAACUAAACUCUAGUUCUUCAAGAGAGAUAUUAAGGAAAUUGUUAAAAUAUUUUUUGCUUAAAAAUGUGUGAAAACUUUUGAGAAUUUAUAUUUACUGCCUUUAUCUUAUUGAUCGAUUUUACAAAUGUAUAUUUUAAUGGCUUUUCUACCUCAGUGAUCAAAGGUUUUCAUGAGAACUCUUCAUAAACGAAAUAUGGCAGGUUUAUACAUGAGUGAUUAUGUUAUAUGUCAGUGACACUCUUUUAUGGAUUUUCUUCAAGGUUCAUUUAACUUAUAGAAAGUGAAAAAAGCAAGAUUGAAUAGUUAAUAUCUGCAAGGGUCUCGUAAAAUUGGUCCUUUAAUGCGUUGGAUUUUGUCCACAGAAUGUAAAAGUGUGAAGACUUUUUCAUAGAAGAUGUAACGAGAUUUGAAACAUUCUUGUACUGUAAGAAGUACCAGUAUACAAUUUGUUGGUCAGUGUCUACAAAAUCAAAGAACAGGAAAUCUACCUCAGAAUCCUAACCAUUUUCAAAAUUCAAAAUUUUAAAACAGUGCAUGUCCUUUUGUUUGUUUUUCCUCAUAUUAGAGUUUUUAUUUUCCAUAGUGAUGCUGUUGUUAAUUUUGUAAGAUAAAUACAUGUAUUGUUACUUGUCUUGUUACAGAAAUAUUUAUAAUUUUGUAUAAAAAUAAAAUACAUGUAACCUUUAA
Messenger RNA from Magallana angulata, 4179 nucleotides. RefSeq lists its product as uncharacterized. Gene Ontology annotation, biological process: apoptotic process involved in development; engulfment of apoptotic cell; phosphatidylserine exposure on apoptotic cell surface. The coding region runs from base 1396 to 3375 and encodes 659 amino acids. The transcript has 2 exons. The record is from RefSeq and is a predicted model, not a curated record. Gene Ontology annotation, cellular component: plasma membrane. NCBI's taxonomy places the organism in Eukaryota, Metazoa, Mollusca, Bivalvia, Ostreida, Ostreidae.